Molecule: messenger RNA, 934 nt
Organism: Lathyrus oleraceus (garden pea)
Lineage: Eukaryota; Viridiplantae; Streptophyta; Magnoliopsida; Fabales; Fabaceae
Exons: 3
Coding region: 1-612 (203 amino acids)
Biological process (GO): translation
Cellular component (GO): ribosome; cytosolic large ribosomal subunit
Molecular function (GO): structural constituent of ribosome; 5S rRNA binding
Source: RefSeq, a predicted model, not a curated record
AUGUAUCUCCCCCUCCACAUACUCAUCAGAACCUUCCUUCACUGCCGUCCAUUCUCCCAUUCCGCCGCCGCCAUCCUCCACCCCCCAGAGCCAGACCUAGAGUCGUUCACCUACCUCGAAGGCUUUCCAAAACCUGACCCUAAGUACGACGAGACCAUCCUCGCUAUCCCCCGCAGAGAUUUCGGGAAGAACAUUUCGGCCAAGGAGCACAAAGUCGGUCGCGUUCCGAGCAUAGUAUUCGAGCAGGAAGACGGCCAGCACGGCGGUAACAAAGGCCUCAUUUCCGUCUGCUCUGAUCAGAUCAGGAAGCUCAUUAACCAUCUCGGACGCUCGUUUUUCCUCUCACGCCUCUUCCAUCUACAAGUUCUCCACCAAUUCGACUCUGAUUCAAACCCUAACGAUGACAAUGUCAUUGAGAACGUUCACGUUUUGCCCCGCAGUAUUCAUUUGAAAGCUGGCACAGAUGCACCUUUGAAUGUUACAUUUAUAAGGGCUCCUUCAGAUGCUUUGUUGAAAGUUGAUAUUCCUAUUGUAUUCAUAGGAGAUGAUAUUUCCCCUGGACUCAAGAAAGAGAAGGAAGUUUGUGCUCAGAGUGUAAAAAGUUACCUAUAAUUCAAUGAUCAGCAUCACCUCAAAACUGAAUAGACCAAGACUAUGGUUUCUGCGUAGGUUCAAUUUUAUGCUCAUGGGAUUUUAUGCUAGAUGGUAUGUGCAACUGGUUAUAUGUUUUAUGAGAAAAGUUUCUAGUUCUCUGUUCCAUAUGGCUAUGGAUAGCAAAAUAUGGUACAGUGCCAUGUCCAAUAUUUGUUUUAUCAUGAUGGGUUUAAGACUUGGGUGUUUGGAUAAAAAAAACUUAAUUAAGCUCCUAUUCAACAACAGUUUAUUAUGAGUUGUUUUAGAUCAGCCGUUUCUACUUUCUACCAUCGAAAAUGGA